Molecule: messenger RNA, 3005 nt
Organism: Marchantia polymorpha subsp. ruderalis
Lineage: Eukaryota; Viridiplantae; Streptophyta; Marchantiopsida; Marchantiales; Marchantiaceae
Source: the annotation of a GenBank genome assembly
UCCUCAGUCAACCCUCCCACAACAACGACGACAUCGAGGGCAACAUCGGUGCCCAUGCGCCAUCAUCCUCAUAUCAUCAUCGGCCGCACCAUCUAUCCUCUUCCUUCCUCAUUCUUCUUCCCAUCUUCCCGCAGCAGCUCUGGAAUCUGCCCGCGAAAAGCUGAAUUUCUUUUCCGCUGUAUUUUAUUUUAUUAGCAAACGCUUGUUUCAAGCGAAAGCAACGGCAGGAGCAAGCACGGCGCAGUACAUCGUCAUCAGCAGCAGCAGCACCUGCUCUGCAAGGGGAGGUGAAGGGAGCAGGAGUCGGAGCAGGAGGAGGAGGAGGAGGGCAGGGGAGAACAAUCACGCCUUGUUUUCUAGAGAGCUCGCGGAUUUGCCUCGCCGUCCGACAUCAUGAACUUGCGAUCUCUGGCAGGGGUGGGAUCUCAAGCGCAAGCACAUUCGACCGCCGCAGCAGCAGCUCCGACCGCCGCGCCCUUCUCCACCACCUCUGCCUCCAGCACCAGCACCAGCACCGCCUGCUGUCCGCCGCUGCUUACUUCAGGCAGCAGCGUCGGCUCGGCUCUGGCAUUCGUGCCUGCCUCGCCCUCGCCCUCGACGACGCCUUCUCGGCCCUCGUCGUUCUCGCGUCUGCCUCGGCCCUCGUGGGCGUCUGCCGUGGGCGGUGGUGGAGGUGGUGGUGGCAGGUCCUUCUCUCCGCGCUCGCCAAUUCUGCCCUCGAAGCACAUUUCGGUGACCGUGGGCGCUCAUCAGGGCCGGGCGGAAGAACCCAAGCCUGACGGUGACGGGACUCUUGCCUUUCCCCUGUUCCGCGACGACGUCGCCCAGUGGUGGCCGAUGAGGUCUCGUCCGAUGGCCGAUAAUCCUUACAAGCGCUUCCCGAGUCGCGAAAUGACCACGGAAGCUGAACGAGUUCGAGCUGCAGCCGCAUACCUGGCUUACGAGGUUCCGGAGUAUGUCUCUACGAAUCCACCUUGGCAGCUGUCUCUGCCUCACGUGUGCGUUGCCACAAUUGCUUCAAUACUCUUUGGCUACCAUUUAGGAGUUGUGAAUGUUCCCUUGGAUUACAUAGCAUACGAUCUCGGAUUCGCAGGAAAUGCGUUGGCUCAAGGUUCCGUUGUAAGUGCGUGUCUGAUCGGAGCGUUUGCCGGAUGUUCCACCAGCGGAUCAGUCGCUGAUAAGUACGGGAGGAAGAGAGCUUUCCAAAUCAGCUCGGUGCCAAUGAUUCUAGGAUCUAUUUUAAGCGCUCUUGCCCCAUCUCUCCCGAUUAUGCUACUUGGCCGCCUUUUUGUGGGUAUUGGGUUAGGAAUCGCUGGACCGGUCGCAGCCUUAUACGUUUCCGAGAUCUCUCCUACAGCUGUUCGGGGCACGUAUGGAAGUUUGAUCCAAGUUGCAACGUGCGUAGGAAUUUUGGGAGCAAUUCUAGUUGGGCUUCCUGUGACAUCUAUUCCUGGCUGGUGGAGAGCUUGUUUUUGGAUCUCUACAAUUCCAGCUGCACUUCUAGCGUUAGGGAUGGAAUAUUGCGCAGAAAGUCCACGCUGGCUCUUCAAGAAUUCGAAAUGGUUGGAAGCUGAGCACGAGUUGGAAAGACUUUUGGGCAAUCAACAUUCGAAGACUGCAAUGGCAGACCUCGUUCGUGGUGAGGAGAGGGAAGACUCUGGGGAAGCCUCGUGGGGUGCACUUCUUGACCGAAAAUAUUUGAAAGUUGUCGCUAUCGGUGCUGCCCUGUUCGGGUUUCAACAACUUGCCGGAAUUAACGCCGUGUUUUAUUUCUCAUCGGUUGUAUUUAAAAACGCUGGAGUAACUUCAAACAUCGCGGCGAGUGUUUCCAUGGGUGUCGUAAAUCUUAUAGCAUCUUGCGUGGCUACUUUUCUCAUGGAUAAACAAGGAAGGCGGAACCUUAUGAUCUGGAGUUUUACUGGAAUGGCAUGCGCUAUGAGUUUGCAAGCAGCCGCUGCUGGACUUACCGUUCUAGCUCCUUACCAGGGUGUAUUAUCACUCACAGCCACCUUAUCAUAUGUGUUCAUGUUUGCUCUUGGAGCAGGACCUGUCCCAGCAUUACUGCUGCCUGAACUUUUCGCGAAUCGUAUUAGAGCUAAAGCCAUGUCCGUGACGAUGUGUGUUCAUUGGGUAGUAAACUUCAUGGUCGGUUUAUUCUUCUUACAACUUCUGCAGCAACUGGGUGCGAGUGUUGUGUAUUCUUUCUUUGCGGCCGUUUGUGUAUCAGCUGCGCUUUUUGUAAGAAAGAACGUAAUGGAGACGAAGGGUAGGUCAUUGGAAGAAAUCGAAAUUAUGUUACUUUCUGACGAUGCGUAAGCGUCGGUUGGUAGAACGAAUGCCUCAUCGAACCAGAUGCUUUUGUUAAAGUUCGCAUACUGUGGAAAGAGGAUGACGUGAAGAAGGAGGUUUUGGGGACGAUGGAGUAAGAAGGGUGAGGAUCUGAGAAUUGGAUACAAAAGCUGCAUGCCAUUCACAGCUCCAAUGUGAUGACAUGGUCAAAUGAUUGUUUUGACCCAAUAGAACACAUCCUGGACGAAGCACUUGUAACGUCAAGUGAAGAGCUAGGAAUCGGGACACUAGGAUAGUAAGUGAGGCCAGUCAUGUGAGAGGAGGAGGAUUGUCUAGCCGUGAAAGUCAAUUGAUUUAGGUAGAAACGAAUUGAAGUAUCCAUCUUUGCUCACAAUGAGCAUUGUACAGAUUGUUCACAUUUUGCAAUAGGCAAUAGAAUAGACAAUGACAAUUGCAAGAAAUAGUAGAAUUGCCAGCAGGUUGUAGAGGAGGUAGAACAUGCGAACCUCUGAUUGUCUAGAGGGAGAGAUUUGUAUAAUAAUUGGUUCAGUGUGCGAGAAAGUACACAGUGACUACCAUGUGAAUAGUUUGUACUAUGUAGACAGAAUUACAACUUAGGCAUAAGAAGCUUAUACCUCAGUUGUGACAUGGUUUUCAUAAUGGCCCAGAGUACUCGGGAGAAUAAUGAUAAUUCGACACUUAGUCGCCAAAUUCCA